Bicyclus anynana (squinting bush brown) is the source of this 807-nucleotide messenger RNA. RefSeq lists its product as uncharacterized. The transcript has a single exon. The coding region runs from base 1 to 807 and encodes 268 amino acids. The record is from RefSeq and is a predicted model, not a curated record. Lineage: Eukaryota; Metazoa; Arthropoda; Insecta; Lepidoptera; Nymphalidae.
AUGGCUCAACCAGAGGUGUCAGUUUCCGGCGUGUCUGUAUCGGCGAGAAUUCCUGAAUUUUGGACGGAUUUGCCGCGACACUGGUUCAUACAGGCGGAGGCAGUGCUACACCCGCAGAAGAUGUCUGACGAGGCAAAAUUUCAGUUUGUCAUAUCGAAAUUAGGAAAAGACGUUAUACAACAAGUGACAGACAUAUUAGUCAAACAGCCGGAAAAUGGUAAAUAUGAUACAUUAAAAACAAGAUUACUUGACAUUUAUGAGGAGUCAGAAAAUAGAAAGGUACAAAAAUUGAUAUCUGAAAUGGAGCUUGGCGACCAGAAGCCAUCGCAGUUGCUGAGGAAAAUGCAAGAGCUGGCAAGUGGCAAAGUUACAGAUGAAACCCUUACCAUCCUUUGGCAAAACCAUUUGCCGGGAUGGGUGAGAGGAAUACUCACGGCAUCAGGUUUAAGCGAUAUUAACGCUUUGGCCAGAAUGGCAGACAAGGUGACAGAAAAUGCAAUGCCUAUACAGGGGGUGGCCGCAGUACGGAGUGCAAGGAGUGAUUCUCCAGAUGUCAUAGCGGAGAUCCACAAGCUGGGCGAACGACUAAGAAAAAUUGAAAAUUCCCAGCGUAGCGGUGGGAGAAGCCGAUCACGGUCACACGGCGCGCCACGUACGCGCAUCACUAGCGGUAGCAGGAAGAGGACACCGGCAGAUCCAGACUGGCUUUGCUACUACCACUAUAAGUUUAGAGCCCGAGCACACAAAUGUGUUCAACCGUGUACGUGGAAGACAUCGAACCAACCUACUGGCAGUGCGGAAAACUAG